GGACCAUACAACCUACUCCAGUUAUGUUUCCACGAACGUACUGCACUCAACGUAGUUAAUAAUUUAACUAAAGAACAAAUAAGCAACGGUAUUAUAACGGCGUCUCUAGGCAAUUGGGCGUUGGCUAUAGCUUAUUACUGUAAUCAAAACAACGUAAGAAUAUUGGUAGUCUUUCCUGAAAAAACCUGCCCAAUAAUCAUAUCUAGAUGUAAAGAAUAUGGCGCUAAAAUUGUAUUAUUUGGUGAGGAUUUUGCAGAAGCAAAACGCCAAGCUUUUAUUUUGAGUGCCGAAAUGGGAUCUGUCUAUAUUAAUGGUUACGAUCAUCCAGAAGCAAUCGCUGGAUCGGGAAGCAUUGGUGUGGAAAUAUUGGAUCAGCUACCAGAAACUGAUGUCAUAAUGGUGCCCGUUGGUGGAGGAGGGCUGUUAAGUGGUAUAACAGAAUACGUUAAACACGUUAAACCUGAAACUCUUAUUUAUGGUGUGGAACCAAUCAAAGGCUGUUCUUUCUUCAAGGCAAUGCAGAAUAAUAAACCGUAUGCCACAGUUGGAACUCUGCCAUGUAUAGCUGAUAAACUUUUAAUUCCAAUGAUCGGUGUUAACGCAUUCUAUACAGCACACUCAAAUAUUUCCAAAAUGGUUUUGGUUGACGAUGAUUGGAUUAAUCGAGCUAUUUUAGAAUUAGGAGAGACUGAAAACAUUGUCGUCGAAGGUGCGGGUGCAACCAGUUUGGCCGCGUUAUUAGCGGUUCCCACUGUUCUACCAGAGUUGCAAGGUAAAACCGUCGUAUGUGUAAUAACCAGUGGCAACAUGGAUUCCAUCACAUUCCCUCGAUGUCUUCAACGAGGCAAGGCUAUAGAGGGUCGUUUAAUCCAAUUUAAGGUGAAAUUACCGUCUCAGUCGUCACGUGAACAAUCCCAAAUAUUUACGGCGAUAGCGAGCACAGGAUGCAAUCUUGUAGAAUGCUAUUAUGGACCUGCAUGGAUUACCUCUAACAGUAUUAAUUACAUAUGGUUGCAUUUGAAAGUCGGAGCCUUCGAUCUAGAACAGUCAUGUAAUCUAAAAAUAGUCAUGACGAAACUGUUUCCGGAUAUGUGCGAGUUCAUGGAAGAACCUUUCAGCCCAAUUCCUACUUGUGCUUGUUUCCCCAGAAAACGAUUUCAAAAUCCAAAUUGACCUCGUUCAAGUAACGCUAGUCAUAUGCAAAUGUUUAAACAAAUCCGCAAGUAGAUGUGUUUAAAGAGUAUGAUUUAAGAAGAUACAAAUAACUACGUUUAGCGUAGAAUGUGUGUUUUCUUAUUAGACGCCUCUGUACUUCCUGUGUUCUGUGUUUAGUGUACUAAAGUUUUGUUUCCAAGAAUAUAAUCACC
Molecule: messenger RNA, 1367 nt
Organism: Hyposmocoma kahamanoa
Lineage: Eukaryota; Metazoa; Arthropoda; Insecta; Lepidoptera; Cosmopterigidae
Product: L-threonine ammonia-lyase-like
Exons: 9
Coding region: 292-1173 (293 amino acids)
Biological process (GO): L-threonine catabolic process; L-serine catabolic process
Molecular function (GO): L-serine ammonia-lyase activity; threonine deaminase activity
Source: RefSeq, a predicted model, not a curated record